Metarhizium album ARSEF 1941 is the source of this 2118-nucleotide messenger RNA. Its product is annotated as translation initiation factor eIF-2B epsilon subunit. Gene Ontology annotation, molecular function: translation initiation factor activity; translation initiation factor binding; guanyl-nucleotide exchange factor activity. Gene Ontology annotation, cellular component: eukaryotic translation initiation factor 2B complex. The transcript is spliced from 2 exons. Lineage: Eukaryota; Fungi; Ascomycota; Sordariomycetes; Hypocreales; Clavicipitaceae. The record is from RefSeq and is a predicted model, not a curated record. Bases 1 to 2118 code for a protein of 705 amino acids.
AUGUCGCACAAGGGCAAGCACAGCGCGGCCAAGGGCAUUGACACCGAGAGCCACGGCGAGGAUGUCUUGCAAGCAGUUUGUCUAUUACCACUAGGGAACACUCCAAUCAUCGAGUACACUCUGGAGUUCCUGGCCAUGAAUGGCGUCCGUGAAGUGUACAUAUACUGCGGUGCCUUCACAGACCAAGUCGAAGAUUACAUUGGCCAGUCAAGAUGGGCUACCACGUCGAGAUGCUGCCCCUUCUCGGUUGUUCAGUUUGUUCGUUUGUCAGAUGCGAGGUCCGCCGGGGACAUCUUGCGCGAUUUGGAUAAGCGAUCACUCGUCGACGGCGACUUUCUCGUGGUUCACGGAGACUUGGUGUCGAAUUUUAUGCUGGAUGGCGUCCUCGCAGCACAUCGGAAACGAAGAGGGAGGAGCGCCGCAAAUAUCAUGACAGUUGUCCUGCGCAGUGGUGGUGACGAGCACCACCGUACAAAGACCAACGGAAUCACGCCGAUAUUUGCAGUUGAUGCCAAUAAUAAAAGAUGCUUGCAAUACGACGAAAUGACCCCCUUACAAAGCGACCACUACUUGGCACUCGAUCCAGCCAUCCCCGACGAGUUGUCCACCGAGUUCGAAAUCCGUUCCGACCUUAUCGACGCCCACAUUGAUAUCUGCACCCCUGAAGUAUUGGCCCUCUGGUCAGAAAGCUUCGACUAUGAGCUUCCCCGGAGAAACUUUCUCCACGGCGUUUUGAAAGAUUGGGAGCUGAACGGAAAGAUGAUUUACGCCGAGAUUUUGGAGGAUGGAUACGCCGCCCGUGCAAGCAACCUCCAGAUGUACGAUGCCAUCAGCCGUGACAUUCUGGGACGAUGGACCUUCCCGUUUAUCCCAGAGCAUAAUCUUGUACCGAAUCAGACGUAUCAGCGCCAUGCAAACGGACUGGUGAUGGAGCACAACGUUUUCCAUGCACAUGACGCGCGGAUAUCCAACGCCGUCCUUGCCGGGGACACCACCAUCGGACUUGGGUCCCGAAUAUCCAACUGUUUUAUUGGCUCGGGCUGUAAGAUUGGUGCCAAUGUUGUCCUGGAGGACUCAUACGUUUGGGAUAACACUAUAAUUUCGGAUGGAACAAGAAUAUCGCGCUCUAUUGUCGGCGACUCGGUGCUUAUUGGCAAGGGCUGCACAUUGCCUCCUGGUUCUCUAGUCGGCUCGCGGGUUCAGAUCGGCGACGACAUUACGUUAAACAAGAGCAGUAUCUUGUCAGUUUUAACACCCUCCGGAGAGCCUGUUUCCAAGGACACGGAGCUCCUUGGGGCCAGCACAAAUGCUGCUGCAUUAACCGACCUUGACGACGAGGACGACUUGGACGAGAGGGACGCCUCGCGUCUGCAACGGUCUCUCAUCUACUCACUUGCGGAUCUCAACCUCUCAACAUCGACUAUUUCCACACUCGCAUUUGACGCGGGCUCCGACUCUGAUGCAGACGACAACUUCUUGUUCCCCGGGGCGGCCUCGUCGUCCCGGUCGCGACUCUCGUCGUUUGCCUCGGACGACUCUGCCGGCAAGCUGUCGUUCCACGCUGAUGCGGUGCACGGCCUCCUGGACGCCCUCCGCGGUGAGACGAGCGAUUUUGACGGCGCCAAGCUCGAGUUCAUGGGACUGCGUCUUGCCAACGACGCCUCAGAUGGCAUGAUGCGAGAAGCCAUCGCCACGGCCUUUGCCCUUCGCGCCGCCGAGCUUCUGACCCCGGAGCACGGCUCACUAGAACCCACCAAGGCAGCAGAGAAGGCGCUGACCUUGAAGAAGGGCGCGACGGCCUUUAUCGGCGAAGUCGGCGUCGGCGGCGAGGAAUCAGAACAGGUCGAGUACAUUCUCGCCACGCAAAAGGCACUCCAGCGCAUCAAGAACCACGACCAGGCCAGGCUGAGCACCCUGCUGGCCGCGAUGCUCCAGCAGCUGUAUGUUCUAGAUAUCCUUGAGGAAGACGGGAUCCUUGGAUGGUGGCAAGACGGGAGGGCAGCCGACGGCGCUGGAAUGGCCGCGCUCAAGGCCAACUGCAAGGUCUUGAUUGAAUGGCUGGAGAAUGCCGAGGAAGAAGGCGAAGGCGAAGACGAGGACAGUGAAGACGAGCAGUAG